Molecule: messenger RNA, 10112 nt
Organism: Bactrocera neohumeralis
Lineage: Eukaryota; Metazoa; Arthropoda; Insecta; Diptera; Tephritidae
Gene: Nlg3
Product: neuroligin-4, Y-linked
Exons: 13
Coding region: 2670-6359 (1229 amino acids)
Biological process (GO): modulation of chemical synaptic transmission; postsynaptic membrane assembly; neuron cell-cell adhesion
Cellular component (GO): postsynaptic membrane; synapse; cell surface
Molecular function (GO): signaling receptor activity; neurexin family protein binding
Source: RefSeq, a predicted model, not a curated record
CGAUAUUUGUGUUGUUUGGUAUGGAUGUACACAUACCGACGGCGGUACGCGUAGCGCAACGACGGCGCAUAGUAAUUUCUUGUGAUUUUAAGCGAAAUAACGGUUUAUCGCAAAUAAAUCUAAAUGCGAUUUGCAAUUUAAAGUGUAGUUUGUGUUGUGCGCAUAAAAAAAUAUGACAAGCUUCAAAUAAGUUGUCAAAAGUGUUUGAUCUCCAUUAAACUAAAAGUGCUUAAAUCUAAGUAAAAGCCGAAUCCAAGUAGUUUUAAGGCAAAUUAAGCUGCGCUAAGAUUACGUGAAAUGUCCAGCAGUUCGCAAAUGUGUUGAGUGGGUGCACAGCGUUGAAGCGAGCAGUGAAGCUGUGCGGCGUUAAUUGCUUUUGUCGGUUGUGAACUACCGAAUUGUUGUUGUCUAUAACAUAUAUAAUUCACCAUUCACUUUGACAGUUUGCAUUGCAUCAACAACUAUAUAGUAACAGUAGUUGCUAAAACUUCAUGCUGUCAGCAAUUUAAAUGUGUGGCAUUUGUGCAAUUCUAUGGAACUCAAAUGCAGGCAUAGCACCGGCAAUUGUUCUCCAUGCAGACCUACAGUGCGUAUGAGUGCUCAGCAGUUGCGUGCAUUUUGGUCAGCUACAGUAACAUAGAAAUCAAUUAAGCUUGUAUGAGUUUGUGUGCUGCUGUUGCUACGAGAGGCCGAAGCAGCUGUAAGAGUUCAGUGUUGAGAUGUAAGAGAUGUUGUGCCCAAGGUAGUAAGAGCUCUGCAAUUAAAGCGUGAACGUGUGUACUUGCGUGCUUCCGUUUUGGCCAGUAGAAGGCGCCACUAUGUCGUCCUUGCUUUGUCACACGUAAACUGGCAACUGUCUGAAAGGCUAAGUUUACGUCGCAGAAGUUGUUUGUGUCGGUUUAAGCGUAGUUCGGUCGGUUUGCCGGUGGCGCUGUCGUACACUUAGUUACUAUUGGUCUUUACAUACAUACUUAUAUGUAUAUAUGUUUAUAGUGUUUGUGUGCGUAUAAUCAAUGUUUCCUGCCUUCUAGCUAACAGCGUUAUCUGUGUCACUUAGUAGUUAAAGUGCAUGAACACGUUCUUUCGCAGCGCCGUAACAAAUUCAUCCGGGAAUUACAACACUCAACUUAACCCAAUACGGAACGUAAUGGACCUAUUUGUGCGUGUGCAGCAAUAAGUAAUGCAAAGUCUGCUGCCCUUGUAACAUGUGCUAGUGAAAGGCACAACAGUCUCAAAAAUAGUAAAAAUCUACCGGAAAACUCAACUUAACGAGGUUUAUUGUGAAAAUUGUCGCAGUUAUGUACCUUUUUCCGAUAUUUGGCAUUGGCAUUGACAGAUGUUUGCUGCCAUAAGUUACGUGCACUGCAUACUCAGCGCGCUUCCACAACAAAAAGGUGAGGCAAAACAAAAAAGUCAGAAACCGUAUAUACAUACAUACCAAAGUGAGAAAAUGUGAAAAUGUGUAGAAAGUGGAAUGAAAGUGAUGUUGGUAUGAAAAGCAAGCAAAUCAAAAAUAUAAAAUUUGAAGAAAAAAAGUUGUAAAACGCAAAAGCUCAGCAAAUUAAAGCUGACACAAACGCCCUUUGCCCAGCUGCAGUUUUAAGUGCGAGGACAUAAACCUCUGGCACCUGCUAAUGUUGGCGCUGAAAACGUGGCGAGAAUAAGUGACGCGUAAUUUCAUUAAAUUUAAUACAAGUGGAAAGGAAAUAAAGCAAAUUGGCAACAAGCGAGUUCUGGAGAAAUAAGUGUAGUGGCCGCAGACAAAAUGCCUUGCUGGCCAUAAUUGGAAACGAAAUUGAAAUACAUUUUAAAUAAAAGUGCAGUAUUAUAUUGAAAUGCUGAAGUAGACAGCCAUUUGAAAAUUAAACAGAUAACACAUUUAACAAAAACAAUUUGCAGUUAUCUUUUCUGAAGCGAGACAGGAUUUGCUCAGUGAACACGGAUUCACGGACAAAUGUUGAAAGGUGUACUCGGUUCCAGAAAUAUAUUUACGAAUAUAACAAAACUCAAAUGCUCGUACGAAUGGAUCAGUUGAACUCAAAGGCAUCACCUCAGAGAGACUGCGAGAGAGUAGCGUGUUUACUAUUCAAAUAAUGUAUGAAAUUAUAAACACCAAAAGUUAAAUGAAUGAUUUGACAAGGAAGGAAGAAGUAAGAAGUUCGUUAGUGAAAUAUGGGGAAAGUUUAAAGAAAUCUAAGAGUGAAGGAGAAGAUUGAAAAUAGCACAUAAAAUAAGCAAUGAAGUCACUAAUUAGCAUGAAAAUUAGAUCGAAGUCUACGGAAAAUUGAAGCAACUUAUGCACAACUCAUCGCGGCAACUUUUGCAAUUAACACAAGAAAAGCAAUUUACCUAAUAAACACUUAAAAUUCUAAAAACUGCUGGUAAUAUAAAGUUGUAUGAAUUUGUUGCGAAAUGGCGGUUGAAACAAAGACAACAAGAAGCUGCGACAGCAGCAAGUGCAUGGCAUAAUUUUACCGUCAUUAUAAACGGAGAACGCCAUUAAACGCAAGCCGUUAGGUGCAUAAAUAGCAAUAACAAUCAUUUCAGUUAGCACCGAGCAGCCUACAAGCAUCGAGCGGGCGGAGUGAGGCAGCAACAACGCCAACAGCGGCAGCAACACUAGCUGCAGCCAGAGUCAUAAACUUAGAGGGGUGCUAUAUAGCGCCAUUAUGAUAAUGUUGCCGCGUUACUUUUACUUGCUGGAAACAAACACCACCGCACUUUCCAUACUCUUCCUACUCUUGGCAUGUGUCGGCGGCGGCGGCGGCAACAGUGGCUCAUUCGCCACAGCGGCAACAGCAACGCACGGCGCGAACAAUCAAAAUGCCAACACACGAAAUUACAGCCGCAGCGGACGUGAUAUCACGGUUUAUGGGGGCAGUAGUAGCAGCUCCUCAGCGGUGUUUCGUGCGCUUGUCUCAGCCUCAUUAACGGACAACAACAGUCGCCUGCAGUCAGCCGCCGCAUUAGCGUCCGAAGACAAUAGCUUGCAAAUGUCGCUAGUCUCCUCACCGAUAACAACUGCCUCACUGACCGCCAACAAUAUAUUUUUGGGUCCAUCGCUCUCGCUGACAAGCAGCAGCGCCGCAUCUGCUACCUCCGGCGCUGGCUCAAUGCUACAAUCCGCUUCACUGGCGGGUGGUGCCGGUAGCAGUAGUGGUGGCGCUGGCAGUUCUGGUCUUAGUAGUAGCGGACGUAGCAGUCGGCAAAAUGUCGGUGGUGCCAUAACCAACAACAACGUCAAUAGUCAUACACAUGGCGAUCAACUGCCAGCGCAAUUAUCCUCGCGCAUUAUACACACACGCAACGGCGCCAUAUCCGGUGUUAUUGUACAACUUGAAGGUCGGCAUUUGGAUCCGGUGGAAGCGUAUCGCGGCAUACCGUAUGCUUCGCCACCUGUGGGCAAUUUACGUUUCAUGCCACCUGUUUCGGCGGCCAUGUGGUCGGGCGUUAAGAAGGCCGAUAGAUUUAGUCCGGUUUGUCCGCAACGCCUACCCGACAUCGCCAACGAGACAGCCGCUUUAGAGCGUAUGCCCAAAGGACGGCUGGAGUAUUUGAAGCGCCUAUUGCCGUAUCUGCAAAAUCAAUCGGAAGAUUGCCUAUAUUUGAAUAUUUACGUGCCCAUACAAGUCGCUUCGCGUGACGCCUCUGGCAGUGGCAGCAGCAGCAGUGGAUCAAGCAACAAUGCGGGCGGUAGUAAUGGUGGUGGAGGCGGCCAAACUAGAUAUCCGGUUGUAGUGUUUGUACAUGGCGAAUCCUAUGAAUGGAAUAGCGGGAAUCCGUAUGAUGGCUCGGUGUUGGCGAGCUUUGGACAAAUACUUGUCGUCACAAUAAAUUAUCGACUGGGCAUACUAGGUUUCUUAAAUGCCAAUACAGAUCGCUACUCGAAACUGCCAGCCAACUAUGGCCUAAUGGACAUCAUUGCUGCGUUACACUGGCUUAAGGAGAAUAUUGCUGCAUUUGGUGGCGAUCCACAGAGUAUAACCCUAGCGGGUCAUGGCACCGGAGCAGCGUGUGUGCAUUUUCUCAUCUCCUCACUGGCGGUGCCAGAAGGUCUACUUUUUAACCGCGCCAUACUGAUGUCCGGCUCUGGUUUGGCACCCUGGUCGCUGGUGAGCAACCCUGCCAAAUAUGCGGCCAUCGUUGCGCAUCACGUGAACUGUGCGCCCGACCUGUCACAUGCGCAUCUUAUGAAGUGUCUGCGCGACAAGACACUGGAGCAGCUGCUGAGCGUACCCAUACGUCAGCCCGAGUUCGGUUUCGCGUUUGGCCCCAGCAUAGACGGUGUGGUCAUCGAUGGUGGUGACUAUGUACCGCCAGCGCCCGGUUCGGCUGCUGCACAAGCCCAAGCAUCGACUGCUGCCGGCAGCGGCCUCGGCGGGGGAGCAGGCAUCGCGGCAGCGGGUGGUUGGGGUACGCCGGGACAGUUGGAAAAUAUCGUAUUAAUGAGGAAAACAGCCAUUAACAAGCUGUCAAGAUAUGACCUGUUGGCUGGCGUGACACGUGCCGAGGCGUUUUUCUCCUUCAAUUCCGGCGACGUACAGUAUGGCAUCGAAGCGGAUCGUCGCUCGAAAAUACUAAAGGCCUACGUACGCAAUACGUACACGUAUCAUCUGAACGAAAUAUUCGCGACGAUUGUUAAUGAGUACACGGAUUGGGAGCGACCCGUACAGCAUCCAAUUAAUAUACGUGAUGAAACACUUGAAGCGCUUAGCGAUGCACAAAUUGUGGCACCCGCUGCUCAAACCGUCGACCUACACUCGGCGGAUCAUCGCAAUUCGUACUUGUACGUCUUUGACUAUCAGACGAGAUAUGGGGAUUAUCCUCAGCGCCAAGGCUGCAUUCAUGGCGAGGACUUACCCUACCUCUUCGGCGCACCUUUAGUGGGUGGUUUCAGUCAUUUCACACGAAAUUACACCAAAACUGAAAUCAAUCUGUCGGAAGUUGUAAUGCUGUACUGGUCGAACUUCGUGCGUACUGGAAAUCCGAAUGAACAAAUGGAAGGCGAACAUCCCGGUAGUCGACAGGAGCGAAGUCGAUACAAAACGAUUGAAUGGACCGCUUACGAGAGUGUGCAUAAAAAGUAUCUCAAUUUCGACACAAAACCAAAACUCAAGAAUCACUAUCGCGCUCAUCGCUUAUCCUUCUGGUUGAAUCUCAUUCCCGAUCUCCACAAGCCAGGCGGUGACAAUGUGCCCGCCGCACAUCACCAACUGCUGGAUGAUACCGAUGAUGAUGUCGACAAUAAUAUCGCCAGUGACGGUUCCGUUAAGCCACUCAACCCACCCUAUUCGCCGCAUGCCGGCAGCGCGGCGCUUGGCAAUUUCACAUUAUUUACUAAUCAAGUAUUCUCACUGCUGAAUCUGUCGUCACCCUCAUCGGCGCGUAAUGGCUCACGUUAUGGCGGCAAAAUGUAUGGCGCUGACGACAAUGGGGAAGCGCAUGCCGCCGGUAGUGGUUCGCCACCGGAUGGCCAAGACGGUUUUGCUGCCUACUCCACCGCACUGAGCGUCACAAUUGCAAUUGGCUGUUCACUGCUCAUCCUGAACGUGCUUAUCUUUGCUGGCGUUUACUAUCAACGUGACAAGACGCGCCUGAGUGAGCCGCGCGCGCAAACGAAACUGAAGCGACAAGAAAACGGUCAAAUGCCGAAUAACAUAUGCGGCGAUCUCGAAACUUUAACGAUACACACGAAAAACGACCCGGCGACGAUACUUUCGCAUCACCACGCAUUGCAACACCAGCACCAGCUGCCACCUCCCGAAUUCGCAGACAUACCACAUCGUGCGCCGCCGCCGCCAAAACAUUUAAAAACGCUCCAAGAUGCGAGCGGCAACAUAAAUAUGGGUGGCGCGCUCAGUGCGCCGGGCAGCGCGGCAAGCGGUGGUGGCAUGGUAGGCGGUGCCAUGGGCAGCAGCGGCAGCGGCGGCAAUGCUGCUGGUGUUGGGGGUCUGGGUAGCGCCGGCGGGCAAGGUAGUAGUGGACCCAGUGGCAGCGGAGGCGGUGGCAGCAUGAUGGGUCUAAUGCCACCACCGCACGCAUUGCAAGUCAUGGGCAAUCAAUGUGGCACGCUUACUAAAAAGAGUUGCAUGAAACAAACACAACAGCAGCAACAACAGCAACAGCUAGUUGUUACACAUCAGCAGCAUUUGCAGAAUCAUCAUAAUCAAAGCAUGACGACGGCUUUAAUGGGUGGCGGCGGUGGCGCUGUUGGUCCUCCGCCACCUUCGGUGUCCAGCGCACAAGCGCACACGCACGCAAAUGUGCAACAACAGCAACAGCAGCAGCAACAACAUCAUCAGCAAGCACAGCUACAACAAAUCCAACAGCAUCCACUAAUGGAUGAGUUGCGAGUGUGACAUUAAUUAACAGUGCGUUUCAAAUGUGAUCUCUAGCGGUGAUUAAAUGAUUGUGAUGUGAAAUGAAGUGGAAACGGGCGCCACACAAUGCCACAUAGCUCGAUUAAAGUGUGUGUGUGCCGCUUUGUGUAUUUAUGAGCGUGUGGAUGUGUGAUUUUGCGUGAGUUUGAGCGUGUAGUGGAUAUGCGUGGAUUUAAUCGUGUGCGGCGUCCUUGGUGAUAACGCCCAUUACCUAUUCUCUCUGUGGGCGUCUGUACGCCAUUGCAUUUAGUAGCAAACCAAAACGGGAUUACAUGACGUAGGCGCAUUUUGUUAAUUAUAUAUUUAGUAGUAUUAGUAUUAGAUAUAGAACCAUUCUUGAAGGUAUACAUAUAUACUAAGCACGAGGAAAAAGUUAUAUUAAGUCGUGGUGCUAGGCACAAAACCCAAAUAUUAUUUCAAAACAUGUUCUAACUGAAGCCAUAAUUAGUAGGAAAUUUUAAAACUGAAAUUUCGAUUGUCAUAAAAAAUUGAAGUUCAACAAUCAAAUAUUUUGUACAUAGUGAAACUAAAGUUAUAAAACUCGAAAGCGUGUAAACUGGUGCAUUAUUAGCCACAAUUAUAGUUACGAAGCUGGUUUUCCAACCUUUUUAGAAUCGUAUAUGAUUUUGUUACAUUUAAUUAUAAUAUUUCGUUUUGAUAUGAAUUUUGUUGUACAUAAAUUUUAAAAUUUUCCAAAUUACUGAAGUAAUGACUUUGAAGCAAAAAGUAAGCAAAUAACCCACAGUGCUGAGCUGCCAACGUAUUCAGAUGUCACUAAAGAGCCACUUAAAAAACAUCUAUUCUCAUGUACUCGUAUACUAUAUCUUAACUAAACUUUAUAGUCAUUGAGAAAAAUGCAAGCUAUUUCAUAUUUAGGAUUUUAUUUCUGCCUUGAACGAUGGUUUCGUAAAAUUCUUCUGUGUUUAGGUGCUGUUUAAAUACAACUUGUCACUCGAGCAUCCAUCUAAUUGUCUAUCGUAUGGUUAUAGACUCCACGCACUCGUUGCAUUUUCGUUAUCACCGGAAGUCUUCAAUAGUUUAUAGAUAUUUUUAGUUUUUAUGAGGUUCAAGGCAUUAAUAUCUAUGAAAAAUGAUGCAGAAGAAACAUUUGAGAGAAGAAAAAUCUGCGAUUUGGAAACUGUAAGCGGCGGCACACUUAUUACCAGCUAAACGAUAGAAAAGUAAUUCCUACAGGACCUCCUUAUUGGCUGCAAUAUAAGUUGCUUACUGUUAUAAAUCGGUAAAUAUAUUCACUUUGCAGCAUGGAAUAUGUGAAUACCCCUACUUUUUAUAAAUUUUUCCUUAAAUCUUUCAAUUUGAUAUAAGAUUCUUACUGAAGAAGUCUACCUACUCAUAUCAGCACUUUUCCAAAGUAUCUCUAAGUUCGGGAAAUACAACAUUGCUGGGGGUUUUGUAUUCAAAGUAAAAAUUGCAAUCACCUUAUAUUCUAACUUUUUUGGCAUCAAAAGCUUUCUGAAAUGUAAAUAGAUCAAAUUUCGGCAGAGUUGUAUUAAUUUUAUGAGCCUAUCCAAAAUGAAACGUUUAAAGUUCCAACAUAUUUAACAAAAAGGCUCUGCUACAAUUGGCAAUAGCUUUAUACUGCAAAAAUAUCUGAUAUACCGUAGUAUCUUCAGUUGAGUCCUGCCUGUACAAAUAACAAACUGAUUGCUAUCUUCCACAAAAGCGGGGAAAACCUUAUAAAAAUAUGUGUGGAAACUUCCUUCUUCCAUCUUCUCUUAAUAUGUACUCCUAAUUGCUUAGGCAAAGCAUGUCCGAUGUUCAUUUAUAUUGGAUGUCAAAUGUCACCCUUUAAGUAUCGGAACACCAUCUGACCUGAAAUUCUAUGUAUAUAUCGAGAGUUCAGCAAUUUUAGACAUUAAUACAACCGUGAUUACUUCCAGUAAUGAGUGAUAUUAUCCUUAGCAAUGUAGCGGCAAUAUAUAUAGCCGCAAGGAAUGAGACAGCAAUUCAUAUGAACUCACAAGCUUUGGCUACCAAAGUCUUUAAAUCUUCUAAACACUAAACAAAUUAUAUUUUUUGUGGAUAUUUUGUCUGAAGAUCAAUUAGUAUUACCCUUUUUAUUCAAAUUAUUUGAAUUUUCUGUGUAGUCACAGUCGUGAGCACACCUGCGAAGGAGUGGCGUUAAUAAAUAAAGAUAUUUUGUAUGAAAAAAGUAUCCAUUAUUGAUUUUUGAAAAUCAGUUCUUGAUUUACAAUAUCGAGGGAUCUGAAAGUGUGAAUAUGACAGCAUUUAAUGCCCUCAACUUAGGCUCCCUUGCAUUCCUGGUUUACUCUACCAGCCUGCUGCUAACACGAAUUCUGUUAAGCAUUUAUUUAUUUAUUAUAAAUUCUUUAAGUUUUAUAAGUAAAUAACACUUUGGUUCCCUACUAGACACUGAUAUAACAAAUUUAAAGUAGCUUUCCGUAUUUGUGUAAAUUAUUCUUCCAAAGACUGAUUAAGUGUGUAUAUAAUAAUUACCGUUAGUGUGCAUCUAAUACAAAAUUAGUGUGUAUAUGUGCGCAUAAGUAGGUUUGUAUGAACUAAUAAGUGUGAAGUAGAUAUUUUAAAUGCAUGUAAAUAAGCAAAGGUAGCCGUAGUACUAAAACAAAAUGAACGUUGUUAGAAAAUUUUCACACAAACCAAAUGUAGACUAAUGAACUGAAUGCAGAAUUUUUCUUAUUGCAAUGCGGAGACGAUCGGAGAUAGAUUUUGUUUUGAAACCUAAGUUCCAGUAUUUUAAUAGUUUACUAUCUUCUUGAACCUAAAAAAGGUGAAUAAAAUUAGUUAUUCGCUUUUGUUUCUUUUGUAAGAGAUAUAAACUCUAAAAAAUUACUAAAAUUUUCGACUACCAAUAAUGAAAAUAUAUUUUCAUUAAACUCUAUUUUUUUUACUUUUUAGAGUUUCUAUUUCUUACAAUCAACCAAAAUCACUUAUGACUAAUCUUAUUCACCUUUUUAGAUUCAAGAAGAUAUUAAACUAUGAAACUAUUAGAACUUAAGUUUCCGCUUAUUAUUUAAAAAACAUAAAGAUUCUUUAAACCUUCUGAUAUGUUAUGUAUGUUUGUGUGCGUGUGCAGGAUAUGUAAAGUUAUUAACUUACAGGAAUAGUUAGUUCAGAUUUGAGUAAGUUUGGCGUAAGUAAGCAAAUGUGUAAUCUACAAAAACUUUGUAAGCAGCUUACUGAAAAUCGAAGAUUAAAAAGAAAUAUAUAGACACUAUAUAUAGUAUAAACAACCAUAGCAAAUAACUACCUAGGGUAACUAAAUCAUAACGUGUAUAAAAAUUAAAAAUAUAUAUAUAAAUAUAUAUAAUUUAGUUGUAAGAAGUAAACAAGCAAGCAACAACAAGACUACAUUGUAAGUGAAGCGAUAAGUAGGAAAUAAAUAAUUUGAAUAUUUACUAAGUAUUUUUAAGUAUUAGUGCGUAUAAGAAUAUGUAGCAUAAAAGUACGCAAUAAGUACUUAACCUAUAAAAAUCUGUGACACAAUUGUAUUUUUAGUGCUGCAGUUAAAGCAGUAAUUACUUGUCAACACCAGCAACAACGCUGGCAACCGUGUUUAAAAGCUAUAAAAUGACAACCUGUGCAAUAUAUAUAGAAAACUAGUUAAGCAUGGAAAAAAUUGUGGUAAUAUAAGUAUGUUAUAAUUGUAUGAUGGUGAGCGUACGAAAUUUAAAAUGCGUAAAAAGUAAGGGAUUAAUAAUGGAUAAUAAAAGGCAGAAUUAAUAUUAUAAA